AGACCCCCCGUACAACGUACGAGCGAUGACACUGGGGGAAGGGCAAUCUGAUAACGGGAGGAGUAGGUGAUGGAUGGACUUGGGGAAGGGGAGGUACGAAGCGACGAAUUUUCCUGUCACUCAUGGGGAUCCGGGUGUAGCGGACAGUGUCGUGGAUGCGGGGGAAUCGAGGGUGCUCCUGUUGAUGAGGGAGACAGGCGAGAUAGUCGGGGUAGAUGGUCGAGAGGGUGCGAGGGAUAGUAGCGUGGAAAUUCUCGUAAUUUUCACAGACGGGAAUUGUGCCCGAGAUAAUGAAGUAAAUUUCGAUAUUACUAUUAAAUUCCCGCUUGUUCACACUGAAAAGAAGGACAUGGAGAGGAAAGGAGGCGACGAAGGAGUGGGUGGUAGCGUGCGGGACGACAGUGACAAAAAGGCGGGUGGCGUAGAACUGGUGGAAGAGAGAGGGAGGGAAAGGGCACCAUCCAUCAGGGAAUGGGGAUCGGCCCAGGAGUUGGUGAGGGGUGAGGAAGUCAAGGGGACGACGGGAAAACGACCUGGGACGAAGCCCAAUCGCCCAUAUUUCCACGAAGGCAAAGAGUGGCUCGAGAUGGUGGAGAAGACGGAGCCGCGGAUUCACUCCUUCGGUGGCGUCGACUUCCUGAUCCCUCUGCAGCGGCUCUAUCAGAUUCUUCGCGCGGUGGCUCCGGAUUCAGCGAUGGAUCGCCCAGCAGUAACCGUGGUGGCGUCCUUUCAAACUCUUCGACUGUCGUUUGCCCUCCGCUUUCUCCCGCCUCCGCUGCGCUUCAGCUUCCUCUUCCUCUUUGCUUCGCGGGGGACGGCCACUCGGCUCUCUCGAUCCACUUUCCUCUUUCUCCUCCUCUGACCUGAUGUAGUUGGGAUCGUCUCGAUCGGUGCCUGAUUCUUCUUCCUUUGACUUAUCUUCUUCUUCUUCUUCUUCCUCUUCUUCGUCACUGACUCCUAGCGCGUUUACCCGUCGGACAAAAGAGUCCCACAGUGUGAGAUUGGUGACAUCAAUGUCGAGGUAGAGGCUCGGGGACGGGUAAGAGCAGUUAUCCCCGU
Chara braunii is the source of this 1059-nucleotide messenger RNA. Lineage: Eukaryota; Viridiplantae; Streptophyta; Charophyceae; Charales; Characeae. The record is from the annotation of a GenBank genome assembly.